Grus americana (Whooping crane) is the source of this 4107-nucleotide messenger RNA. RefSeq names its product dihydrouridine synthase 1 like (gene DUS1L). The record is from RefSeq and is a predicted model, not a curated record. Gene Ontology annotation, biological process: tRNA processing. The transcript is spliced from 13 exons. Gene Ontology annotation, molecular function: flavin adenine dinucleotide binding; tRNA dihydrouridine synthase activity. Bases 233 to 1561 code for a protein of 442 amino acids. Lineage: Eukaryota; Metazoa; Chordata; Aves; Gruiformes; Gruidae.
CUUCCGCGCGCGGCCCCUACUGGCAGCGCCACGGUUUCCGGAGGGGACGGCGCGCAGCUGCGCUGCUGAGCCGGCCGGAGCGAGAUGGCGGUAGCACCGUCCGGCCGCCUCGGUGCCCUGCCAGGGCCCAGCGAUCGCGUCCGUCUCCGAGACUCAGGCAGCGGCUGCGAGUCCCGGUACGGCGGCGCGAGGCGGCCGCUGUCGCAGCGCCGCACGGGGGGGCGGGCGGGAGAUGCCGAAGCUGCGCGGGGAGGCCUUCUGGAGGGAGACGCUGCGGAGCGCCCACUACGUGGUGGCGCCCAUGGUGGACCAGAGCGAGCUGGCCUGGAGGCUGCUGAGCCGCCGCCACGGCGCCCAGCUCUGCUACACGCCGAUGCUGCACGCCCAGGUCUUCCUCAGGGACGCCAACUACCGCCGCGAGAACCUCUACGACGAGGCCUGUCCCGAGGACCGCCCGCUCAUCGUGCAGAGGCAGUGGUGCUUAUUGGCAUCUACAAAGUUUGAAUUGUCUCAAGACCUAGAGACACCACAGUUCUGUGCCAAUGACCCUGAAGUGUUUGUCCAAGCCGCACUGUUGGCUCAGGAUUAUUGUGAUGCCAUAGACCUAAAUUUGGGUUGCCCCCAAAUGAUUGCAAAGAGAGGUCACUACGGAGCAUUUCUGCAAGAGGAGUGGGAUCUUCUUCAGAGAAUGAUUUUACUGGCUAACGAGAAGCUCUCUGUUCCCAUCACAUGCAAAAUCCGCGUUUUCCCAGAAAUUGACAAGACAGUGAAGUAUGCACAGAUGCUGGAGAAAGCUGGCUGCCAGCUGCUGACUGUGCACGGCCGUACUAAAGAACAGAAAGGACCACUUGCUGGCGUGGCAUCUUGGGAGCACAUUCAAGCCGUCAGAAAAGCUGUAAGCAUUCCUGUAUUUGCAAAUGGAAACAUCCAGUGUCUCAGUGACGUGGAAGAAUGUAUCCGUAAGACAGGAGUGCAUGGUGUCAUGAGUGCAGAAGGUAAUCUUCAUAACCCAGCUUUGUUUGAGGGCCGAAACCCAUUGGUGUGGGAGAUGGCUGAGGAGUAUCUGGAGAUAGUACAGAAGUACCCUUGUCCAUUGUCUUAUGUUAGGGCUCAUCUCUUCAAGCUCUGGCAUCACACGCUUCAAGUUUACCAGCAGCUGCGUGAAGAAUUAGCAAAAGUGAAGACUCUAGAGGGCAUUGUAGAUGUCAACAGGGAGCUGAAACUACGAUGCCAGGAAGAAAUAGCUAAUCAGAAAGAAGGAGAAAAGCCAAAAGAAGGGUUGCCUUUUUUCCACUGGAUCUGUCAGCCAUACGUCAGGCCAGGGCCAAAGGAGAGAUGCAAGGAGAAUGGAGCCAGUGGGACUGAAAAAGGUGUGCGAGGGAAGCGUGCUCUGGAAGAGGAGGAAGAUGGAAAUUCUGAGCUUCUGUCAAAGAAUAAGCAAAAAAAGAAGUUAAGAAAUCCAAAUAAAAGCUUUGAUCCAUCUUUAAAACCCAAAUACGCAAAAUGCGAUCAAUGUGGAAACCCUAAGCCCAGAAAGCCAACCGUAUCCUGGGCUGUGUGACCAGCAGGUCGAGGGAGGGGAUUCUGCCCCUCUGCUCUGGUGAGAAACUCCCCUGGAGUACUGCAUCCAGCUCUGGGGUCCCCAGGACAAGACAGACACGGAGCUGUUGCAGUGAGUCCAGAGGAGUUCACAAAGAUGAUCAGAGGGCUGGAGCAUCUCUGCUAUGAAGACAGGCUGAGAGAGUUGGGAUUGUUCAGCCUGGAGAAGAGAAGGCUCUGGGGAGACCUUAUCACAGCCUUUCAUAACUUAAAGGGAUCUUAAAAGAAAGGUGGGGACAGACGUUUUAGUGGGGCCUGUUGCAAUAGGACAAGGGGUAAUGGUUUUAAACUAAAAGAAGGGAGAUUCAGACUGGAUAUAAGGAAGAAAUUUGUUACACUGAGGGUGGUGAACCACUGGUGCAGGUUGCCCACAGAGGUGGGAGAUGCCCCAUCCCUGGAAGCAUUCAAGGCCAGGUUGGAUGGGGCUUGAGCAACCUGAUCUAGUUGAAGGUGUCCUUGCCCAUGGUGUGGGGGGGUUGGACUCGAUGACCUUUGAAGGUCCCUUCCAACCCAAACCAUCCUGUGAUUCUAUUCUGUGAUUCUAAAUCCUGAAAUAGGUCCAUGCCAGUGUUAAGUAAUGUAUGCAUACCAAGUCCUGCUGAUAUGUGGGGGGGGAAAAAAAAGGGUCCGUACUUAGGCAAAAGCCUCUUAACUGUAACCAGUCUCUGAGGUGAAGGCGCUGCGCAAAGUCGCUAACACGUAGGUUCUUUGAGAGCAUUUGCCUUCCUUUCCAAAAAAGUGCUGCUGCUGCUAUUUUAUUCCUAAGACAGUUGAGUGAGCUAGAUGAACUUCCCAAGAUCUCUUGGAGACAAAUCUCCAGACUUUCAGUAAUUACAUGUAUAUUGUACUGUGAAAUUAAAAACAAAACCCUCUUACUAGGAUUAGUGGUGGGUGGUGUUUUUCUGCAAGGAUUGAGAAUUUGAAUAACUGGUGUGGUUAUUGGUGUACUAAUACAAAUACUUAAAACAUCAUUGCAGUAGUCUGUAGUGAGUGUCAGGCAGCACUCUGCAGCUCUGUUUUUUGUUGGUUUUUUUGGAUCUGUGCCUGUAAUCAGACCAAGAAUGAGCACCUAGUCAUUCUCAGCUCUGAUUUUGCUAGCAGAUUAACAUCAGCUUUCACCAUUAGCAAUGUUAAACACGCCAGCUGUUUUCCAGGUUGUGUAUAGCAUAUUUGUUUGGGUUGUGGUUUUUUUUGUUUGUUUGUUUGCUUUGGUUUGGUUUUUGUCUGUCUUCGCUUGGGGAACAUAGCUGUUUACUUGACAGGGAGAUGUUGCUGAACUGAGUCAGCAGAGUGUAUUUAGUGCUGCUAAUAUACCUGUGCAUGCAGACAUACAGAGUGUAAGAAGCAAGGAAUAAUUUUGUGUUCUAGCUGGAAAAAAAAUAGGAUUACAGCUAUGGAGGUGGGGAGACAGGGACACAGGCAUGUGGAGUUGGCUUUCUUUUGUAACACUCUUAAAGCACCUUAGAAAUAGCAGCCAGCUGGAGCUCAAUUUGGAGCUGCAGCUACAGAAUAAAAUGUUUUUCUUGCUGUGUUCAUUAUUGGGAAAACAUUGAGCAUUCAUCUGGCCUGCUUUCAAAGUCAUCCUGUUUCAUAGCUAAUCCUGGUGACACAGCUUGGUGUGUCAACUAUGCUUCUCUGAAGCUGGGCUUAGUCUCUUUUGGUUUGCUCUUACAUCAUUGUUGCAGGCAGCCCUUGCAAUCUUGUGAUUGGGCCUGUAUUUUUUUUUUUUUUCCCCCCUAUAUUGUAUGUUUCUAAGCUGUGUCAUAGAAGGGGGAUGAGAACACCACCACAAAAAAAAAAAAAAUUUGAAAUUCAACCAAGGACUUCCUAAACAUGAAGGAAUUUUUAAUUGGGCUGGAGGGAGACACACCAAACAACAAAACCCCACUUUCCUGAAGGAUCACUAAGCAUGUGUGAGCCCAAGCAACGCAGACAUGCAGUCCAGUCUAGCCACGUUGUCGGCUAUCCAAGACUCAACUGCUGCUGUCCACUAAGGGUCAUACGUUAUAUUUUAAUAUAUACUCAGGUAUAUUUUAAGCUGCAAGUAGGGAAGCAGUUGCUGCAGUAACAUUUAUUUUAGGCAUAGCUACAGAUGGUAGCAAGCAUGUCAGGCAUUGUUUCACAUGCUACUUCUGCAGAGAACUACAGCAAGCUCACUUGCAACAAAUGUCGUAAUUGUUGUUCCAGAGUGCUUAUGGCACUUGCCUGCUUGUGUUGUGUAACUCGGGCUGCCCAACAGAUUACUGAUGUUGCAGAAGUUGAAUGUGGAAUUUUUUGUUUGGUUUGUUUUUUGUUCUCUAUGUACAAACAGUUGAUAGCUGCCCCCCCUUCCCCACAUCCACUCUGUCAUCUUCAUUAGACUGAGGUAUGACUGCCUAAUAUACAAGUUCAUGGUUUUUCUUCCAAAAGUCUGAAUGUGCAGAGGUGUAUUGUUGUUAUUAUAGCAAACGAUAAUAAUUUUAUUUUCACUGAUACAAACUUCUUUACACACAACCCCCCCCCCCAUCC